CUUCAGAUGUAUAAUAUUAUAUCUCUAGUAUAAUAGUAUAACAUUACGGUAAGCGUGUAUUUACGGGAUCUAUGAUGUAAGUCCGCUAUUAUGAUAAUGAUACGGGAAUAUAAAUGAAGGAAUAUUAAAGCUGGAAAAAAAAUUGACAUGUUACAAACGUUUUAUGAUUCGCAGUCGUCGGUAAAACGUCUUGUUAAUCAUAUCUCAAGUUAUUUUAAAAAGAUUGUGUGUAUUACAUUUUUUUAAAUAUAAAUAAAAUAAAAUUUAUAUUUCAAAUAUAAAUACAAUACGGCGCAUACAAAUAAAUUUGACGUAAAAUUUUAGCAUUUCGUGAAUAAAUCACAAAUGUUAUGUGAGAAAAAUUAAGUAAAAUCACAGCGAAUUUAAAAAGAUUGCGCUCAAUGAAAGAUGCGUAUUCUACAACUAACUUUUAAAAUUCUGACGUUUAUUGGAUGUUGGCGACCGGAGUCAUGGUCGUCCUUGUAUCUGCGCAUGGUUUAUGGUGCAUAUACAAUUUUCAUGAUUAUCUUACUGUAUACGUUUCUGAUGUCGCAAUUUUUGGAUAUUAUUUGGAAUGUUGACAAUGCUGAAGAUUUUACCGAAAAUUUGUACGUCAUGUUGGCGUCUGUAGUUUCGUGCUCCAAAAUGCUCAGUCUACUGGUAAAUCGACGUAAUAUUUAUGCAUUAACCAACAUACUCAUCGAAAAGCCGCACAAACCGCUACAAAUUGACGAAAUAAAGAUCCAAUAUAAAUUUAACAAAUUAAUACAAAACAAAACGUUCUGGUACACGAUUCUGGUGGAAACGACUUGUGCGUGCAUCACGAUGACAUCUUUAUUCACAGAGUUCAGAAAAGGAAAUCUGACAUAUAGAGCAUGGUUACCGUACAAUUAUUCGUCUACGAUCGUAUUUUGUUUUACGUAUGCACACCAACUUCUCAGCCUGACAGCUGGAUCACUUGUCAAUGUAGCCUGUGACAGUCUCAUUUGCGGAUUGUUGGUGCACAUUUGCUGCCAAAUCGAGAUUUUGGAAUACCGACUAAGCAAAUUAUCGAGAGACCAUGAUGUUCUCCGCGACUGUGUGCUUCACCACGAUAGUAUAUUUGCAUAUGCGCACAAACUAAACAAUGAGUUCAGAAUGACUAUCGCCAUGCAGUUCAUAGUCAGCACGAUGGUGGUAUGCUCCAAUCUAUAUCAGAUGACUAAAUCAACAACAGCAAACGCGAGCUAUCUUCCGUUAUUGCUAUACAUGUCCUGCAUGAUGACACAAAUUUUUAUUUAUUGUUGGUACGGAAACGAAGUAAAGUUAAAGAGCAUACAAUUAGUUGAUAAUAUCUUUGCGAUGGAUUGGUUAACGCUGGACAGAAAUGUUACAAGAGGUUUAUUAAUAAUUAUGAAUCGUGCAACAAUACCAAUAGAAUUUACGAGUGGUUAUGUUUUCUCGAUGAAUCUCGAUUCGUUUGUCGGGAUACUUAAAACAUCAUAUUCAGCUUACAAUAUAUUAAAAAAAAUGUCGAGAAUGAAAUUAGAGAUGGAAGAAACAAAGAUUAUGGAAUUUACGUUAAACGUUCUUUCGGUUGUGGGAGUUUGGCCGCCAGAUUCUUGGUCGUCCUCUAAACGCGCCAUGUAUAACGUUUACUCGGCUUUCAUAACUUUCAUGUUAUUCACUUUUAUGAUACCUCAGUUUCUGGAUAUUAUUCUGAACGUCACCACUACUGACGAUUUCGCUGAUACUUUCUACAUCUUGCUCGCCAUGGUUAUGUCCUGCUUCAAAAUGACCAAUCUUUUGUUUAAUCGCAAGAAUAUAAAAAUGUUAAAGACUAUCCUCUCUGAAAGACCGUUUAUCCCAGUGGAAGCUGACGAGAUGGAAAUUCGACGUAAAUAUGAUAUAAGUAUACACCAGAAGACUUUUUGGUAUACGGUUAUGGCAGAGGUGACAUUAGGGUGCAUUGCAAUGACAUCGUUCCUCACCGAUUUUCGAAAGGGCCACUUGACUUAUCGGGAAUGGACACCUUAUAAUUAUUCCGAGACAGUGUUCUGCGUCAUAUAUGUUCGUCAAUUAGUAAGCGCGGCAAUGGGCGCUAUGGUGAAUAUAGCCUGUGACAGUAUGAUUUGUGGCUUUAUCUUGCAUGUGUGCUGUCAAAUUGAAAUACUGGAGUGCCGGUUAAGAAAAGUCGCACUCAAUCAAAAGAAUCUACGAAUGGGUGAAUGUGUACAUCAACACGACUGUAUAUUUAAAUAUGCAUUUAUGAUAAACGAACACUUCAAGCAGAUUAUUACCAUUCAGUUUAUAGUGAGUAUGCUAGUGGUGUGCUCUAAUUUAUAUCAAUUAGCAAAGGUAACGUUGAACGCAGAGUCUUUUCCUUUGAUGUUAUACACGGGCUCCAUGCUAACACAGAUUCUCAUUUAUUGCUGGUUUGGAAACGAAGUUAAGAUAAAGAGCGUUCAACUCGCUGCAAAUAUCUUCGAAAUAGAAUGGCUGAAACUAGAUAAAAACUCAAGAAAAGAUUUGAUGAUAAUUAUGACUCGCUCGUUAGUACCCAUUGAAUUUUCAAGUGCAUACGUUAUAACGAUGAACGUUGAUUCCUUCGUAAGCUUACUUAAGACAUCAUAUUCAGCUUAUAAUGUACUACAGCAAAUGGAAAUGGCAUAAUUCAAACAAAAUAGUAGUAUGAAAAUUAUCGUAUAACUAUCAUAGAUAGUCAUAUUGUUUUCCACUCAUAUUAGAUAUAGUUGUUGAUUACUGUUAAUUAUCGUAAGUCUUUUAUCCCUGUUCUAUUAUUAUACUAUAAGCACUUACUAUUAGCAAAUGAAUAAAUAAGAAAUAAUUAGAA
Ooceraea biroi (clonal raider ant) is the source of this 2833-nucleotide messenger RNA. RefSeq lists its product as uncharacterized. The record is from RefSeq and is a predicted model, not a curated record. Gene Ontology annotation, biological process: sensory perception of smell; detection of chemical stimulus involved in sensory perception of smell. Gene Ontology annotation, cellular component: plasma membrane. Gene Ontology annotation, molecular function: olfactory receptor activity; odorant binding. Lineage: Eukaryota; Metazoa; Arthropoda; Insecta; Hymenoptera; Formicidae.